GAAUAAGAAAACGAACGAGGUAAAACAGCCAAGAUGGCUGACUUCAAGUCACCGUUCGUAAAUUCAAUGUUGCAAACUUUUUCGCAAGGCCACGAAAAAGCAUUUAAACAGGCACUAUACACAACAGCGGCUAACGUUUUUCUUUUAUUAGCUGGAGCUUCGGCAAUUGCUGUGUAUUUUAUUCUGGAGGCCUUUCUUCGACCUUUAUUGUGGGCAGUGUUAUGUGGAACAUUUCUGUACCCCUUCAAACGGGAAAUAACAGAAAUAUUAAGACGAUGGCUACGUGGUUUACAAGACUCAGGAACUCCAUUUGCUAUCGGGAUUGCCUAUAUACCAAUACAAGCACUUGAUUAUACAUAUGUUAUGACAUUUGAUAGAACCAUUGUAAGGCAUUGGAAACUUCUAUGUGGCGCUGUUACAAGUUUGUUUUUGAUUUAUUUACUAUGGUAUUUUGGCCCAGUGAGAAGUAUUUUAGAUGUUUGUUGUGCAGUUUUCAUUUUCGUGUAUGAAGUAUUGGAUUAUUUUACUUCAUUUUGGGUGUGGACACUCGUUGUAGCAUACCUUGUAGUGGUUAUCUUUUUGUGGAACGAUGACUCCAAAAGAUGCCUUCAACUUCUAUCGGUACCUAUCUGGGGGGUGUUGAUUCUACACAUUGCGUCAGUGGCAGGUGCUCUAAGAGUGCCACUGUUUAUGCUGAUCAUUGGAUUGAUUGCCACUGGAUUUGCCACAGAAGUAAAAGAAACCAAAAGAAAAGUUGAAGAGAAAGGCCAGAGUAUAUCUGAUCUGAAAGCAAUAUGGAUAGUAUUUAGUGGGGACUUGGAGCGAUCUCUCAGUGAGGUUCAACAAUCAGACUCAUCAAUUUUGGACUCCUCUACUGAAAUAUCCACAACUGAAAGUUUUAGUAGCGAGUAUACAGUAUAUCAAAGUCAGAAAUCAACAGAGAUUAAAAAGCCAACAGAUCUUCCUAUCAACUUGAAUACUCCGGGGACUGCCACCCCUAAAGUCGGCUCCGUUCGACAGAAAAGAGUGAAAACAUCGGAAGAGAAGGGACCAGUAAGCACUAAGUACUUUGUGUACUUAUUCUGGGCCUUAGUUCUGACUCGAGUUUGGAUGAAUAUUUGGUUGUUGCAACUUCUAGUUCCUUUAUUAGGUCUUAUGUGGAUUUUUAAAGCAUUUGUGCAUCAACUGAAGCCAGGGGGAUUUUUCGGAGAGAAAGUGGAAUAUUGUAAAUCAUCAUUCAUGAAGUGGUACACAGCCAGAAGUGAAGUGCUGGCUCCUAGAUGGGUGAUUGGUCUGUUGAAACUGUUCAGUCGUGGAGAUGCAAAGAUGAUGUCAAUCUUAGAGGGGUCCCUGGACAAGUUCACCAGUGUCCUGUUUAUUUUCAUCCUCCUGAUUGGUUCCACCUUGUUUACUAUUUUCUUUGCUGUUCAGGUUCACCAAGAAAGUAUGCAUCUCUUCCGCAUUUCCAGCAAUGUGUUGAACAAUACGAGAGAGUAUGCAGACUGGUUACCAAAGGGAGAAGACAUGCAAAUAGCUAUGGACUCCAUGGUUGGAAAUGCUUAUUUGUAUGGCAGAAAAUGGCUUGCUUCAAAGGUUCAUGACCUGGUUGGGAGAGAUAAAGAGGUCAACAACACAAAGAUAGAAGGCAAGGUUCUAGAAGUGUGGGACAACCUGUAUCACAGCUGGCUGGCUCGGAUCUCUGACACGAGCCUGUGGCUCAAUCGAGCGGGUGCCUCUAACUACAGCGAGGCUAAGCCGGGGUUUCAGAUCAUGCCCAGCGAAAUGCUGGACUGGAAGUCCAUCUAUGAGUUUGGCAUGCAGGGAAAGAGCUUCAACUACUCACAAGUGAUGGAGUUUGUCAAGGAUAACAUUGGAACAUUUGUGUCUGUUCUUGAAAACGUGUGGAUGGUUCUGAAGGGAAACAUGAGUCUGAUGCUGAGUAUAGCGACAGCAGCCCUCUCUAUUGUCCUGGGGGGAGGAACAGCAAUACUCAACCUGUUCAUUUCAGCUGCUAUAUUCCUGACCACUCUUUUCUACCUGCUGGCAUCCAGUGGGAAGCAGUUUAAACCUCUAGAGUGGAUCUCUGGCCUCAAUCCUCACCCCUCGGGCAGUACCUUUAGCCUAGCUGUAGAGGAAGCCAUAGGUGGGGUAUUCAUGGCGUCCCUGAAGAUGGCUGCGUUCUAUGGAUUGUACACGUGGUUAACACACACUCUCUUUGGAAUCAACAUGGUGUUCAUCCCAUCAGCCCUGGCAGCCGUUUUAGCGGCCGUGCCUUUCCUGGGUCCCUACUGGGCCACCCUGCCUGCGGUGCUGGAACUCUGGCUGAUCCAAGGUCAAGGGUUAAAGGGCCUCAGUCUCUUCAUCUGUCACAUCCUGCCCACCUACUUUGUGGACACCGCCAUUCUAGGAGAAAUCAAAGGUGGCCAUCCCUAUUUAACUGGUCUUGCCAUUGCUGGAGGUAUCUAUUGGCUAGGACUGGAGGGGGCAAUCAUAGGCCCCAUCCUCCUGUGUUGCUUCAUUGUGGUCUACAAUGUAUAUGGCUCCAUGUUGACAACAGAUGGAAUUCCAGGUGAUGAAGUGACAGUUAGCAGGUCCAGAACCAUAGGGAACCUCAAUCGGUACCACUUCAAAUUCUCCAAUCUGUGAGUGACAUCACUCAACAACAAGUAUGAAGAGAGAACGCUCCUCCAAAAAUGGGGGAAUCGGUCAUUGGUGCCAUAUUGUUUCAGAUUGUGUUUGACACAGCAGCGAUGGAUUUUUAUACGGCUCCUGGCUUGUGUGGUUCCUGGCUUGUGUUUGGCUUUGGAUGAAGUGGACCCGAGUCCUCAGUUCUUGCCAUAUUGUGUUUGUAGUACGUUCAGAUCAUUUUCAUAGAAAAAGUCGGACCCAGGCCUCAUCAACAUCUGACAUUUUUAUCAAGUUACUCAUUGUGCAAUGGAUUUGUAUUUGAUACACAAAGAAUUUAUUAUCUAAAUUAUUAGAUCUUAUUGUUAAAAACACCAAAAAUCUGUGCAAAAGACUGAUACCCUCUACAUUUUUAAUGUACAGAACUGUGAUAAACCAACAUACACAUGUAUGAACAUAUUCCUGAAUUUUCUGUAUUAUUUGACAACCUCAGAACAGUGGAUGUCACAACUUAUUAACUAGUCACCUUAUGGCGAAUUAUUGACGUCUCGAAUGAUAUACUCAGUAGUAUAGGCAUAAGAUUUCAUGAUCCAGUUCAGAAUGUUUUAGCUAAAGAAAUUGAUGCUUGCAAUGUUAUUUCUUUUUUUUUAAAUUAUUUGUAUAUCUUUAUUUAUUUUUGUUAAAGUUUAUAUAUGCUAUUUUACUUUUAUUUUAUUUUAAAGAUGUUUAUGCUAUUAAAAAAUUCAGUUAAAAAUA
Magallana angulata is the source of this 3381-nucleotide messenger RNA. Its product is annotated as transmembrane protein 245-like. Lineage: Eukaryota; Metazoa; Mollusca; Bivalvia; Ostreida; Ostreidae. Bases 34 to 2646 code for a protein of 870 amino acids. The transcript is spliced from 18 exons. The record is from RefSeq and is a predicted model, not a curated record.